GGCUGCCGGGUAAUAAAAAUGGCGGCGCCCACGAAAAUCGGACGGGUGCUGUCCCGUACCUUCACCAGAGUAUCCUCCAGCCUGCGCCCCUACUGUACGGCACAGGAACAGCCACCCUACAGGCCCAGAAGGGCGCUCAUGUAUGUCCCAGGCAACGAUGAGAGGAAAAUCCACAAGAUUGCCACCCUGGGUGUGGACUGUGCAGUGUUGGACUGUGAAGAUGGUGUGGCAGCUAACAAGAAGGAUGAGGCCAGAGCUACAAUAACAAGAAUGCUGGAUGAGGUUGACUUUGGCAGGACAGAGUGUGUGGUUAGAGUCAACUCUGUGGACAGUGAGCUGGCUGAUGAUGACCUGUUGGCCAUUCUACAAGCCAACAACCUGCCAUCGGGAAUCAUGCUGCCUAAAGUGGACAGUGUAGAGGAACUUCAACAGUUUGCUGCAAACCUAAAUGCUGCGGUAGCAGAGAUAGAGGCUAACCCCAUCUUUAACCUGAUCACCAUGGUGGAGAGUGCAAGAGGCCUGAUGAACCUCCAGGCUGUUCUACAGGAGGCUGGGAACCUGGUGGACAUGUCUCCCUUCAGGCUAGCUGCUGUAACAUUCGGGUCGGAUGACUUCUGUGCUGAUAUAGGUGCCAGUAGGACCAGUGAUGCUAAGGAGCUGAUGUAUGCCAGACAGAAGGUCGUUGUCACAGCAAAGGCCUUUGGAAUACAGGCCAUUGACCUUGUGUCCAUAGAUUUUAAAGAUACAGAGAGCUUGAGAAGACAGGCAGAGGAGGGAGCCAAGAUGGGCUUUACAGGUAAACAGGUGAUCCACCCCCUGCAGGUGCCGAUUGUCCAGCAGGCAUUCUCCCCCAGUCCUGAGAGAGUAGUCUGGGCACGUGGGCUCAUUCAGGCAUUUCAACAACACCAACAGGAGGGGAAGGGGGCGUUUGUGUAUGAGGGUAAGAUGAUUGACAAGCCGUCCUUGCUGCAGGCACAGAACGUGGUUCGGUUAGCAGAGGCAGUAGAACCACCAGGACCUCAGGAGUGAAGCCUGGGACACAUGGGUACAAGUCAGGGCCUGAAAUACAUUGCAGGGUUCUCACCAGAAUUUUUUUCACAGCGUAGGGGU
This is a messenger RNA of Branchiostoma belcheri (Belcher's lancelet), 1110 nucleotides long. Its product is annotated as citrate lyase subunit beta-like protein, mitochondrial. NCBI's taxonomy places the organism in Eukaryota, Metazoa, Chordata, Leptocardii, Amphioxiformes, Branchiostomatidae. Bases 19 to 1029 code for a protein of 336 amino acids. Gene Ontology annotation, molecular function: (S)-citramalyl-CoA lyase activity. The transcript has 9 exons. The record is from RefSeq and is a predicted model, not a curated record. Gene Ontology annotation, biological process: regulation of cobalamin catabolic process.